Messenger RNA from Folsomia candida, 631 nucleotides. RefSeq names its product glycine-rich cell wall structural protein 1.0. The transcript has 2 exons. Bases 137 to 562 code for a protein of 141 amino acids. NCBI's taxonomy places the organism in Eukaryota, Metazoa, Arthropoda, Collembola, Entomobryomorpha, Isotomidae. The record is from RefSeq and is a predicted model, not a curated record.
UGCAUAAUGAGAUGUACUUUGCUCACUCGCAGAUCUGCAGAUUUCUGAGCAUUAUCAUUUUAGCGAACAAUUAUAAGAAUUGGGAGAGAGUGAUUGGCAUUCCUGGAUAAGUCUUGUUUGGACAAGGUUGAGAAAAAUGUUCUCCAAAGGAGGUGCGGUGGUUUUGACCGUUCUGGUUAUUAGUUUAACGGUCUCUCUAACACAAGGAGCUCCAAAGCCUCAAAGUUCAUCUUCCGCGGCUGCUGCAGCCGCCUCCGGUGGCGGUGGUGGGGGCAGUUCAUCGGCCAGUUCUUCCGCGGCAGCUUCCGGAGGUGGGGGUGGUUCUUCAUCUGCCGCGGCAUCCGCUGCAGCUGCGUCGAAUGGUGGUGGUGGCGGAUUUGGAGGAGGUAGGCGUCCCGGAGGCGGUGGUGGAGGGCCGUGGGGUGGACGACCAGGGGGUGGAUUUGGACAGAGUGGACCAGGAUUUGGAGGCAGUGGAUUUGGGGGAGGUCCGUACGGAGGCUUUUAUGGGGGACGAGGAGGUGGAUUUGGUGGAGGAUUUGGGGGAGGUCCAUGGGGUUAAAUUAUGCAUAAUUAGAUGCAUGGCUCUCUCUGAUGAGCUGUAAAUAAAUCUGAGACUGUUCACAAAGAA